Messenger RNA from Mesorhabditis belari, 669 nucleotides. The record is from the annotation of a GenBank genome assembly. NCBI's taxonomy places the organism in Eukaryota, Metazoa, Nematoda, Chromadorea, Rhabditida, Rhabditidae.
AUGAGGAUACGAUUAUUUUUACAAUUCUCUUUCUUUUCUCUUGUUUAUUCAUGGCCAGAUGGAGCUCCAUGUGUACAUGCAGCAUUUGAGAGUAUGAACCCGUUGGAAGCAGUCGAACAUCAAGGAGGAUUACAGUUGAACGAACCUCCUUACGAAAUCGCUGUCGAUCAAUCGUGUUAUUGGGCAAAUCAACCAGUUGGAUUGACAGUUCAAGGCAAAAAUCUCACAAUCAAGUUCAAAGGAUUCGCCGUUCAGCCGUAUGAAUGGAGAAAUGGAAGAACGUUGGGCAGAAUCGGCCAAUUCAUUCGGCUUGAUGACAAUGGAUCUUGGCAACAACAAUGCUUUAGAAGAAAGGACUCAGCCACCCAUUCGCACGAUGAAAAGAAGAAACAUAUCAAACUUUGGUGGAAAAGUGAUGAUGAUUUGAGAACUGUGCAAUUUGUGGCGACCGUCGUUGAGCACAUUCGGAAAUUCUGGGUGAAAUCGGUUAUAUCAGUGCCGAUUCCGCCGUGUCGACAAUCGAGAAGGACCGAGAACUGGUUCGCUCCAAUGCCCACCGCUCCCCCACCAGUGAAAGCUUUCAAACAAGAGACACAUCGAGUAUUCGGUAAAGGCGGUUUUCAAGAUGCUCCUUUCAGGCCGAUGAAUGGAAGAGGCAGAGGCCGAGGC